GAACCUGAGGACGCCGGAGUUGGGCCCUGGGUCUCAGGCUGGUGCGCGGCUGGGUGUCUGGCACCACGUCUGACCCCCGCGAUCCUUCAGCGCUCUGAUCAGGGACGAGGUGGCUGAAGGCCCGGGAGCUGGGUCGGUCCGAGCCCACCUCAUACGACUGGGCCGACCGCUGCCGAUUGACGCGGUGACAGCGAGCGUGCUCCGGAGCCGGAGUCCUUCAGCGGUAAAGUUAUGGCCGAGGGGACGGGUCAAACUUCCUCAAAGUUCCUGUUUCCCUUCAAGCCUUACUCCAUCCAGGAGGAAUUCAUGGCUGCACUAUACAAUGUGCUUGAAGAAGGGAAGAUUGGAAUAUUUGAGAGUCCCACUGGGACAGGGAAGUCACUCAGUCUCAUCUGUGGAGCACUCACUUGGCUCAAAGACUUUGAAGAGAAAAAGAAACGGGAAGCAGCCGAGCUUUUGGAAGAUCGACUUCCACAGCAGUGGCAGUCUCAAGAUCUCCAGAGUUCCUCCAAGAAGUUGGAAGCCAAGUCCUUGGAGGGUGAAUUGGACUGGAUUACUGAAUUUGUGCAGAAGAAGGCUGAACGUGACCUGGUUGAUAAACUAAAGGAUGAAGAAUUAAGAAGAAAGAAAAGAGAGGAACGAUUGGAGCAAAUGCGUAACAAUGUGCAGCAUAAAUAUGCCUCAAAGCGCAAGAGGGAUGCUGAUGACACCGAACGCCUCAUUCAGAUGAGUAAAGAAGUGAUGACUUCUGAACAGGCAUCCAACACUGAUGCUCUGGACAAAGAGGAUGAGGGCUUCAUUCUGGCAGAUUAUGAGAGUGAUGAUGAAAAAAAAUCAAAGGAUCCAGGCCUGUCUGACGAGGAUGACUUGGAGGAAGAACAUGUGACUAAGAUCUAUUACUGCAGUCGCACACAUUCCCAACUCACUCAGUUCGUACACGAAGUUAAGAAAAGUCCUUUUGGUAAAGAGACUAGGCUUGUGUCGCUUGGGUCUCGACAGAACUUGUGUGUAAAUGAGGAGGUGAGAUCUCUGAAGUCUGUCCAGUUGAUCAACGAUCGGUGCUUGGAAAUGCAGAAGAACAAACGUGCUGACAGAAAAGGCAGCGAGGAUGAACAGGAGGCCCCAAAACGGAAGCGCAAGAGCCGAGUGACUUGCCCAUUCUAUAGCCAUGAGCAGAUGCAGUUCCUGCGUGAUGAGGUGCUGGUGGAGGUGAAGGACAUAGAACAGUUGGUGUCUCUGGGAAAGGAGAUGAACGCAUGCCCAUACUAUGCCAGCCGCUAUGCAAUUCCACCAGCACAGUUGGUGGUGAUGCCCUACCAAACACUGCUUCACAGCUCGACCAGGCAGGCAUCUGGCAUUAAACUGAAGGGACAGAUACUGGUGAUUGACGAAGCGCAUAACCUGAUUGAUACCAUCACUGCCAUUCACAGCUACAAGGUGACUGGGUCACAGUUGUGCUGUGCUCAUUCCCAACUCUCUCAGUAUCUGGAGCGUUACAGAAGCAGACUGAAAGCAAAAAACUUGAUGUACAUCAAACAGAUCCUUUAUAUCCUUGUUAAUCUACUUAAAGUUUUAGGAGGAAAAGUUGGACAAAAUCCUAACAUGCAGAAGAUUAGUCAGGAAGGCACUGAGCUCCAAUCUAUCAAUGAUUUUCUCUUUCGUGCUCAGUUUGACAACAUUAACCUCUUCAAAGUACAGCGCUACUAUACAAAGAGUAUGCUCAGUCGAAAGCUGUUCGGGUUUGUAGAGAAGUACCAGGAUUCAGUUUUAAAACCAGUCAGUGCAGAAAAUCAGACAGCUGCUCUGGUGGAUUUUCUACAGAGUCUUAAUGAGAAAUCCAGUGGUCAAGUUAAACUCCAUGAGCAGGAGGAGACCCUGGAGAAGGAGCAGCCUCUCAUGGCAUCACCAAUGAUGCACAUUGAGGGGUUUCUCUUUGCCCUUACCAGCACCAACAAGGAUGGGCGAGUGGUCAUUCAGAAACAAGGUACAGUGUCUCAGAGCAGCCUGAAGUUCCUGCUGCUGAACCCAGCCGUCCACUUUGCUGAGAUAGUGAAGGAGAGUCGAGCAGUGGUCAUCGCUGGAGGCACAAUGCAACCGGUGGCAGAAUUCAAAGACCAGCUCCUAUUCACUUCGGGUGUCUCUGCAGACAGGCUGGUGGAAUUUUCCUGUGGUCAUGUAAUUCCACCGGAAAAUAUUUUGCCCAUCAUCCUCUGUAGUGGUCCAUCAGGACAACAGCUUGAAUUCACCUUUCAGAAGAGGGACAAGCCACAACUGCUGGAUGAAUGUGGUCGGGUGCUGGUCAAUUUAUGUAAGGUGGUCCCAGGUGGUAUUGUAUGCUUCUUUCCAUCAUACGAGUAUGAAAAUCUUGUGUACAAACACUGGGAAAAGACUGGUCUGUUGGUGCAACUAGAAGCCAAAAAGAAGAUUUUCCAGGAGCCCAAAAAGGCCAGUAUGGUGGAGCAUGUGCUUUUUGAGUACUCCAGGUGUAUCCAGCACUCAAAGCAAACAGCAGGCCCGAUCACGGGGGCUCUGCUGCUGUCUGUCGUUGGGGGAAAGAUGAGCGAAGGCAUCAACUUCUCCGAUGAUCUCGGCAGGUGUGUGGUAAUGGUUGGAAUGCCAUUUCCCAACGUGAACUCACCAGAGCUGCAAGAAAGGAUGGCGUACCUGGAUAAGACCAUGACAAAAAAUGAUGGAAAGAGUCCAGGAAAAGUAUUAUUGGAAAACCUGUGCAUGAAAGCUGUCAACCAGUCUAUAGGACGAGCGAUCCGCCAUCGUGAAGACUAUGCUAAUAUUAUGCUCUUGGAUCAUCGCUAUACCCAACCGAGAAUUCUUAGCAAGUUGCCAGGUUGGAUCAGAGGGCAAACACGGACCGAAGUUUCAUUUGGACCUGCCCUUGGAGCUAUUGGAAAGUUUUUCAGGAAUAGGAAGUCCCUUGGAGAUGCUAUGUGAAUGGAAGGACCAUCACUGGAAAGGGAGAUGCUUAUGUUAACUACAACUGAUUCAUCCUACUUGGCUAGUUACAUUCCCCUUCCCCAGUUGUAUGACAGUUAUACAGAAUUGAUUCUUAUCCUUUCCAUUUUGCUUGUCACCUUUCUUCUGCUAUUUGAUAGGUAUUGCGUGCUUUUAAGCACUUGUAAAUUAAAUAUUUAUAUUCCCUUUUGCUGAAACAAAUCAUGUAAUAAAUAAUUUAAAGAUGGCCUGUGUUCCAGAACCAGCUGUACUUUGAGCCAAGCUGCUCCAGUAUUGUUACAACAUUGGCAUCUACACAUCAAUGUGAAGAACCUCCGAUCUACACCUCAUUCGCAAAAGAAUAUAAAUCAACCCAGCUAAUUACAUUCAAAGAGAUGGAAACAGUCAUUGACAAUGCCAGCAAGUGGUAUUUAAUCAUCAAAAAGCCAGUCACACAUGUUGAAUUUGUGUUUUAGAACAGUACUGGCCCUUUGGCCCACAAUAUGCUAACCCUUUCCUCCUACACAGCCCUCCAUUUUUGUAUAAUUCGUGUGCCUAUAAAUGCUCUUAAGUGUGACUAAUGGAUCUGCCUCUAACACCACCCCUGACAACACGUUCCACACAUGCACCACUAUAUGUGUGGGGUGGGGGAACUUGCCUCUGACAUUUCUUAAAAUUAUGCCCCCUUGGAUUAGCCAUUUCCACCAUGGAAAAAUGUCUCUGGCUGUCCAGACUCUCAUCAUGAAGUUAUACUGCCACAGGGCAGAGUUGUACAGGGUGAGGCAGUACACCCUGUGAUGUUUAUCUUAUUAACACUGAGUACCUAAUCUCAUUCAAUCUUGCCCUCUGAACAUGUGCAAACAAAAACGUAUGCCCUUGAACAGAAAAUCCUCCAAAAAGUAGUGGAUAUGGCCCAGUCCAUCAUCAGGGACCCCUCCACCCAGCUCGUACUGUCUUCUUGCUGCGGCCAUCAGGAAGAAGGUACUGGAACCUCAGGACUUGCACCACCAGGUUCAGGAAUGGUUACGACCCCUCAACCAUCAGGCUCUUUAAGCACUGGGGAUAACUUAAUUUGCUUCAUCACUGAAACGUUCCCACAACCUAUGGACUCACUUUGAAGGACCCUAUCUCAUGUUAUCAAUAUUUAAUGCUUAUUUAUUAUUAUUAUUUCAUUCUUUCUGUAUUUUCAGUUUCUUGUCUUUUGCACAUUCGUUGUAGCCCAGUUGGUGUGGUUUUUCAUUGGUUCUGUUGGUGCGUGGCCAAGUGGUUAAGGCAUUCGUCUAGUGAUUUGAAGGGCGCUAGGUCGAGCCUUGGCUGAGGCAGUGUGUGUGUCCUUGAGCAAAGCACUUAACUGCACAUUGCUCUGCGACGACACCGGUGCCAAGCUGUAUGGGUCCUAAUGCCCUUCCCUUGAACCACACCGGUGUCGUGGAGAGGGGAGGCUUGCAGCAUGGGCAACUGCUGGUCUUCCAUACAACUUUGCCGAGGCCUGCGCCCUGGAAACCUUGCAAGGUGCAAAUCCAUGGUUUCAUGAGACUAACGGAUGCCUAUAUAUAUGUUAUGGUUAUUAUUCUAUUAUGGAUUUAUUGAGUGUGCUUACAAGAAAAUGAAUCUCAGGGUUGUAAAUAGUGACAUGUAUGUACUUUGAUAAUAAAUUUAUU
Messenger RNA from Mobula hypostoma (lesser devil ray), 4610 nucleotides. It is a transcript of the gene ddx11, whose product is annotated as DEAD/H (Asp-Glu-Ala-Asp/His) box helicase 11. The coding region runs from base 232 to 2949 and encodes 905 amino acids. The record is from RefSeq and is a predicted model, not a curated record. Gene Ontology annotation, cellular component: nucleus. Gene Ontology annotation, biological process: nucleobase-containing compound metabolic process; establishment of sister chromatid cohesion. NCBI's taxonomy places the organism in Eukaryota, Metazoa, Chordata, Chondrichthyes, Myliobatiformes, Myliobatidae. Gene Ontology annotation, molecular function: DNA helicase activity; hydrolase activity, acting on acid anhydrides, in phosphorus-containing anhydrides; ATP binding. The transcript has 27 exons.